AAAAAAAUACACUCUCGGCCAAUCCAUAACCUCGUCUCUGUUUCUCCCCCACCCAUGAAUCCCUGAAAAACACCCUAUCCUUUUUCUCGUCAAAAAAUCUUUCACCAAGCAAAAUCCAUGGCGAGAACACUAAUUUCAUCACAGCCGUUCAUCUGCACAUCACUUCCAUCAUCAGAAAUAUUUCGCCGUUGUGGCCUCUGUGUGCUCCCUAAACGUAGACUUGCCUCCACCGGAGUCCGACUAAGCUUCAGCGAAAUCCCUCCUAUUACUUCACUGAACUCUUCCGUCGAUUUCCAAGUACUUUUUACCAAAACCGAGAGCUUCCUAUACACUCUUGCCGACGCUGCGGUUGCGGUCGAUCCUGCCGCCACCGCCGCAGGGUCUACCGACGCUGCCGCGCAGAAGAAUGGUGGUUGGUUUGGCUUCAUUGCUGAAUCAAUGGAAUUUGUUCUCAAGGUUCUGGAAGAUGGAUUAUCGGCAUUACACCUGCCUUACGCAUAUGGAUUUGCGAUUAUAUUAAUUACGAUUAUAGUUAAGAUUGCUACAUUUCCUUUGACAAAGCAGCAGGUGGAAUCAACGCUAGCUAUGCAAAAUCUUCAACCAAAGAUAAAAGCUAUCCAACAAAGAUAUGCAGGCAAUCAGGAGAGAAUACAGCUCGAGACAUCUCGCUUGUAUAGGCAGGCUGGGGUCAAUCCGUUGGCAGGUUGUUUCCCUACUUUAGCCACCAUUCCAGUCUGGAUAGGCCUGUAUCAAGCUCUCUCAAAUGUGGCAAAUGAGGGACUGUUGACAGAAGGUUUCUUUUGGAUCCCUUCUCUGGGAGGGCCAACUACAAUUGCUGCUCGACAAAGUGGGUCUGGAAUUUCUUGGCUUAUUCCAUUUGUGGAUGGCCAUCCACCAUUGGGUUGGCAUGACACUGCUGCAUACCUUGUUUUACCCGUGCUUCUUGUUGUCAGUCAAUAUGUUUCAAUGGAGCUGAUGAAGCCGCCCCAGACGGAUCCAGCCCAAAAGAACACACUUCUUGUUCUCAAGUUUCUUCCAUUUAUGAUUGGCUACUUUUCGUUAUCUGUUCCAUCAGGAUUGUCAAUUUACUGGUUUACAAACAAUGUCCUUAGCACUGCACAGCAAGUGUGGUUACGCAAAUUAGGUGGAGCAAAGCCUGUUGUUGAUGAGAGCGCAAGUGGAAUUAUUACUGCCGGACGUGCAAAACGGUCAGCUGAUCAAACGGCACGGCGUGGGGAUAAGUUAGUGUUCAGGCAGUUAAAAGAUGAAGAGAAGAAGAAGAAAGUAGGCACGGCGUUGAUAGCAGAAGAAGUUCAGGCUCUAGAUUCAAAAUCUGAUUCUGAUGGGGAGUCAGAUGAUGAGACAAAGGGCAAGGGUGAUGAGACUCUUGCAGUAUAUGCUUCCAAUGAUAGCAAACAAGUUCCUAAUAUUUCUCAGCCACGACGAAGCAAGAGAUCUAAGCGGAAGCGUGCUGUAUAAGAAGAUUGUACACUGAAUGCUUAUGGUGAGUCUUUUAUAUCUAAAGGAAUUGUAUUAUUUUUAUUGUAGUGGCAAUUUUGAUGUUGUCUCAUUCAAGAUAUAUUGCAAAAUCAUGAAGACCAGUCUUAUUAAAAAACACCACAACCAUGCUCCAAAAGGCUCAUAUUUUUUGUAUUUCAGUCACUAUGCAGGUCGAGAAAUUUUGAUUCAACUGUGCAACUACUAAGCUGGCAUUUUUAUCUUUUGGUAUGUUGAGCUUGCUAAGCAUUUCAAGCCUCA
Hibiscus syriacus is the source of this 1758-nucleotide messenger RNA. Its product is annotated as inner membrane protein PPF-1, chloroplastic-like. NCBI's taxonomy places the organism in Eukaryota, Viridiplantae, Streptophyta, Magnoliopsida, Malvales, Malvaceae. The transcript has 11 exons. The record is from RefSeq and is a predicted model, not a curated record. Gene Ontology annotation, biological process: protein localization to chloroplast; thylakoid membrane organization; protein insertion into membrane. Gene Ontology annotation, cellular component: chloroplast thylakoid membrane. The coding region runs from base 118 to 1479 and encodes 453 amino acids. Gene Ontology annotation, molecular function: membrane insertase activity.